Messenger RNA from Cordyceps militaris CM01, 1566 nucleotides. RefSeq names its product heat shock protein, Hsp40, DnaJ. The record is from RefSeq and is a predicted model, not a curated record. Gene Ontology annotation, cellular component: endoplasmic reticulum. Lineage: Eukaryota; Fungi; Ascomycota; Sordariomycetes; Hypocreales; Cordycipitaceae. Gene Ontology annotation, biological process: protein folding in endoplasmic reticulum. The transcript has 2 exons. Gene Ontology annotation, molecular function: misfolded protein binding; protein-folding chaperone binding. The coding region runs from base 1 to 1566 and encodes 521 amino acids.
AUGCGGUUUCCCCUCUCUCGCUUGGCCCUCACUGCCGGAGUCCUCUCCACGGCCAAUGCACUAUCCGUGCAGGACAUUCCGGCUGAUCUUCCGGUCUCGUCGCUGCUGAGCAAUGCGCAGACGCACAUGGCUAGAGGCGAGGCCAGCGAAGCCAUUCUCUACUACGACGUCGCCAUCGCUAGAGACCCAGCCAACUACCUGACUAUUUUCAAGCGUGCGACUGCGUUCUUGUCCAUCGGUCGAGCCAACCAAGCCACAGACGACUUCUACAAAGUACUUGUCCUCAAGCCCGGCUUCCAGGGUGCUCACGUCCAGCUGGCCAAAAUUAAGUCCAAGGUCGCAGACUGGGAAGGCGCCAAGGCGGACUAUGUUGUGGCGGAGAAGGCUGGCGACUCGCCCGAGCUUGUCGAGUUGGCGGCAGCGGAGAGCGCCUCGGCUGCUGCAGUCGAGGCUUCCAAGAACCAGAACUGGGAUGACUGUGUCAACUAUGCUGGCACCGCCAUCUUCGUUGCUUCUAGAUCUGUGGCUCUACGUGAGCUGCGGUCUAGCUGUAGGUUUGCGCGUGGCGAGAUUGAAGAGGGCAUGGGCGACCUGCAGCACGUGUUGCACUUGCGAUCUGGCGACACCUCACCUCAUGUUCUCAUCUCUGCCACCAGCUUCUACGCUCUCGGCGAUAUGGACAACGGACUGUCACAAAUUCGCAAGUGUCUCCACUCGGAUCCUGAUUCAAAGGUCUGCAAGAAGCUUCACAAACAGCAAAAGACAUUUCAGAAAGGCCUGAAUCGGGCUACGGGGCAGCUCAGCAGAGGCCAAACAACAACCGCAGGAAGAACACUUGUUGGCACUGAGGAGGAAACAGGAUUGUUGACACUGCUCAAAGAGCAAAUGCAAGAGCUGAGACAGGCCGGCUCUAUUCCCGAAAAGGCUCCCUCACAGCUAUACGGCAAGCUCAUCGAAAUGACAUGUAAUGCUUACCUAGAGGGCAACCACAAAAAUGUCCAGAAAUACUGUGAGGAAGCUCUUGAGCUCAACUCGCAGUCAUUUUGGGGCAUGCUCUACCGAGCAAAGGUUCUCUUGAAGAAGGGGGAGUUUGAAGCAGCCAUUAAGACCCUGGAGAGCGCCAACGAGAUACACCCUGACAAGAAUGACAAGAUUAACCCCGUCCUGGAAAAAGCCCAAAUUGCCCUGAAGCGAAGCCAGACGAAGGACUAUUACAAGAUUCUUGGUGUCGACAACGACUCAGACGAGAGACAGAUCAAGUCGGCAUUCCGCAAGGCCUCCAAGCAGUUUCAUCCCGACAAGGCUCACAAGCAAGGCAUCUCAAAUGAAGACGCGCAAAAGAAGAUGUCUGCCAUCAAUGAAGCCUACGAGGUAUUGAGCGACCCCGAGCUUCGUGCCCGGUUUGACCGAGGCGAUGACCCCAACUUCCAAGGGGGAGGGAACCCUUUCCAUGGCAGUCCCUUUGGAAGCGGCGGCGGACACCCCUUCAUGUACCAGCAGGGCGGCGGCGGUGGUCAACAGUUCAAGUUCAACUUCCCUGGCGGAGGUGGCCCCUUUGGAUUUUAA